CGUCAUCAUGUCGGUGCAUAAACUGCUUAGUGUAAUUGUAUGGUACGGAAGGAGGUGGCGUGCUGUUGUUUAAGACAUUCAUCACUGACGUUGCAAAGAGGGACAGGAGCGACUCAAACCAUCUCGGCGACUUCAGAACGCAGAUGAAUUCAUCCUUAUCCAUGGUCGAUAAUCAGGAGAUUUGAUGAAUUUCCUUCAGGGAACUACUUUGGGGGAAUAGUUCCAGUUUGGUGGAAGCAUACUGCUCCUUCUCCUAGCUUGCUUCCUCUACUCACCGCUCUAACAACGCAGAAGUCGCCACCGUCUUCAUAUUUAUGAACAAUGACAACCAAGUUGCUGGUGUCUUUUUUACUUCUGUCAGUCCAACGGGUGCGUUCCGACCCUAACCCACGGGACUACGAUGGGGACUAUGAGGACAGCACUGUCAAUCAGAUAAUGGCUCCCAAAAAUCAUCAGGCCGACGCCACACUCAUAUUAAAUAACCUGCUGAAGGACUAUGACAAGAAACUACGCCCAGAUAUCGGAGUUAAACCAACUCUCAUAAAUGUCGACAUAUAUGUCAAUAGCAUCGGACCUGUAUCAUCGAUUGACAUGGAAUACCAAAUUGACAUCAUUUUUGCCCAGACAUGGGUAGACAGCCGUCUUCAAUACAACAGCACCAUGAAGAUCCUGACUCUCAACAGUAACAUGGUUGGAAUGAUCUGGGUACCCGACACAAUCUUCAGAAACUCCAAGAAUGCAGAUUCCCAUUGGAUUACAACCCCCAAUCAGCUUCUCCGGAUUUGGAACGACGGAAAGAUCCUGUACACGCUUAGGCUGACCAUCAAUGCAGAGUGCCAGUUGCAGCUUCACAACUUCCCCAUGGAUGAGCACUCGUGUCCUCUGGUCUUCUCUAGCUACGGCUACCCACGGGACGAAAUUAUCUACAAAUGGAAAAGGAAAUCCAUCGAAACCUCGGAUCAGAAGUACUGGCGCCUAUAUCAGUUUGACUUCAUGGGUCUGCGGAAUACCACGGAGGUGCUGAAGACAACAUCAGGUGAAUAUGUGGUCAUGACAGUGUACUUCGACCUGACCAGGAGGAUGGGCUACUUCACCAUCCAGACCUACAUCCCAUGCAUCCUAACUGUGGUCCUGUCCUGGGUCUCCUUCUGGAUCGACAGCGACGCGGCCCCGGCCAGAACUGCACUAGGCAUCACCACCGUGUUGACAAUGACCACUCUAAGCACAGUGGCCAGGACCUCCCUACCCAGAGUCUCCUAUGUGACAGCCAUGGAUCUGUUUGUCACCGUGUGCUUCCUGUUUGUCUUUGCGGCCAUGAUGGAGUAUGCAACCCUCAACUACUACGCCUACAGAGCUCAGAACAACGCGCCGCACAAGACCCAGAGACUGACCUAUUCGAUGCUGGACAUGGGGCCCAGGUCCCCGACCACCGUCAUUCCGUUGAACAAUAACUACUCGUACUGGCACGACUACGAGGAUGUGUACGAGUGCCUGGACGGGAAGGACUGCCAGAGCUUCUUCUGCUGCUACGAGGAGUGCAAGGGGGGAGGGUGGAGAACGGGACGCAUCCACGUUGACAUCAAGGAGCUGGACGCCUACUCCAGAGUCUUCUUCCCGACGUCGUUCAUCCUGUUCAACAUUGUCUACUGGGUCACCUACCUCUACCUUUAGCAGCUUCAGCUGGAGUCGACCUUAUUGCUUUGGACCAACGUGAAAAGGCACGCAGCAUAUUGGGGAUGGGACAUGUCAUGAGACGUCAUGUCGCUCAGAUUUGUGCACAUGAACACUUGGAUAGAAGUCAAUGAUUGGUCGGCGGGGAAGGGUAACCAACCAAUAAACAGCUGUGAGACCCUAACACCAGGAUGCUGGUCAGAUAAUAGCUAUUGAAGCAUCCAAAGUGCCUUCUUCAGAAAGGGGCCAUCACCUAGUUAUAGGUGGAAUUAAGGGACUAGAAGAUUAGGCGUUUUCUCCUACUUAGGUUAUUCCACAUCUGAGUGGAAGCUUUGGAAUUUUUCCUACAUAGGUUAUCCCACAUAGGUAAUUUCAUUGCAUGCUAUACUUAAAACCAAUGAAAAGCUAGGGAGGAUUGCACUAUAAAAUGAUUCUGUAUUAUUAUUAUUCUGUAUGUUUGGCAUCAUCAGAAAGUAGGUAUGUGACAAAAUGUAUUUGGUUUCAUAUUUCAAAAAAAUAUGUAAUGUUUUUACCAAGAUUGAAAUACCACCAGAAAAUGCAUAAUGCCUGUAGAUUUCAACACACCAGAACAUUUCUAUAUGACAAUACGACUUUUGUAAAAUAAUGUAUCUAACAAAGUCUUCUUUUGCAACAUUUAGUUUAUUUUCAGAGAGUAUUAAUAGAGUAAUGUUAAGUUAAAUCGGCUGUCUGCGGACAAUCCACACAGUCAAUUGAAUCUCAUAUUGCCAGACAAAGCUUGGUAAGGUUUCGCAAUGAAUCAGCGCAGAGAUUUCUGACAAAAUGUUGGACAUUUCUCCAGGCCUAAAAUACAUCACAGGCUGAUGGCCGGGGAAUGAUUUGGGUCAUUGUAGUACUGUUCAUAUUGUGCUAGUACACAGUACUAUGGUAACAACGAAGAACAGAUCCUUGGUUCAUCUCCAGGAACAGAGUCUGUAACAUUAACGUUAACAUAUAGUAGCAGUGGUACCAAAACAGACGUAACAACACAAACAAUUGUAAACGGUGUAUUUUUGGGUUUAAGAGGAUAUAUAUCUACAUAUAUUUUGUACUGUGACACCGGUGUUUUCGCAGUGCUUUGGCUUAGAGAUAUGGUAGUAUCUUGUAUUCCACGUUAUAAGAGAAAGUGUAUGUGAGAUAUAGAUCAACAGAUAGUUAUGUUUUUCACUUCUGUAUAACAAUACAAAUAUUGCACUUUAUAAGUGUCUUAGUUUGAUAUACUGUAUUUACAAUGAAUCAAACACUAUUUUAUAUGUCUGACAAAGAUAAUCCUUUUGUUACAGCAGAUUAAAGAGAACCGGUGUCUA
Messenger RNA from Esox lucius (northern pike), 2996 nucleotides. Its product is annotated as gamma-aminobutyric acid receptor subunit gamma-3. Gene Ontology annotation, biological process: gamma-aminobutyric acid signaling pathway; monoatomic ion transmembrane transport; nervous system process. Bases 322 to 1671 code for a protein of 449 amino acids. The record is from RefSeq and is a predicted model, not a curated record. Gene Ontology annotation, cellular component: synapse; postsynapse; GABA-A receptor complex. Gene Ontology annotation, molecular function: transmitter-gated monoatomic ion channel activity involved in regulation of postsynaptic membrane potential; GABA-gated chloride ion channel activity; benzodiazepine receptor activity. The transcript is spliced from 9 exons. NCBI's taxonomy places the organism in Eukaryota, Metazoa, Chordata, Actinopteri, Esociformes, Esocidae.